AAGAGUCUACAAAACCUUGAGCGUGAUCUAAAACCGCUUGAAGACAAGAUUCAUUACUUGGAGAAGCUGGCUGCUGAGGUGAAAAAGAAGAAUCCGGAAGAAGCUGCAGCAAUUGAGAAAAAAAUUGCGCAACUACGAGCCCUCCAUAAUGACCUUCUACGUAGAGCUCAUGACAAGAUUAAGAUUGCCGAACAAUCCCAAGGUCAGGAAAUGUUUGAAUCGGCUCUCAAAGAUGUGCUCAAUUGGAUUGAUAGAACGAAGAAAGCCCUUUCCGAAGACGUGCGUGCUCUAGAUGUGCAGCAAGCUGAGGAUCUUCUAAAGAAGCACUAUGAACUUGGUGAACAAAUCAAGGAUAAGAAAUAUGAGGUGGAAUAUGUACAAGAACUCGGACGACGUCUGCUUGAAAAGAAUCCACGACUUCGCGAAGUUGAAGCGCAGCUAAAACAUCUUGGAACGGAAAUGGCCAUAGUCAAGAAUAUGUACCGCAUUCGUGAUGCUCAGUUGAAGGAGCAACUUGACCUGCAAUUAUUCAACCGUGAAGCAGAACGUAUUGAUGCUGCUACUAAGGGACAUGAAGCUUUCUUGGACUACGCUGACCUUGGGGACUCCGUGGAAUCUGUAGAAAAUCUUCUGAAACGCCAUCGCGAUCUGGAAGCUAAGUUAGAUGCUCAGGAAGGCAGGCUUGCUGCCUUCUCUAAAAAUGCAGAUGAACUUAUCAAGAACAAACAUUCUGAGAGCCCAUACAUAGAU
Strongylus vulgaris is the source of this 750-nucleotide messenger RNA. The record is from the annotation of a GenBank genome assembly. NCBI's taxonomy places the organism in Eukaryota, Metazoa, Nematoda, Chromadorea, Rhabditida, Strongylidae.